GAAUUAAGUAAAUAAACAACUACGUGUAUAUAUACUGGAUCAACAAAAUAUUAAUGUACUUCUGAAAAUGGCUUUCGUAAAACCCGUCGUCUUUGUGUGCUUGUUUUUAUUCACGUCUGCCCAAAUUCCAAUACCCAGACGUGAAGUUGGAUAUGCUUAUAAUUCUGGAUUAGAUAAUGCUUCUGUUCAUUUAGAUGUUUAUAUGGAUUUAGUUUGUCCUGAUAGUAAGCAGGCAUUUCCAACACUACUACAAUUAGCUGAUCAUUAUGGAGCUACGAAGCUGCAACUUAAGAUGCACAUAUUUCCACUUCCCUAUCACAGAAACUCAUGGAUUGCUUCAAAGGGAGCUCAUAUUAUAGCUGCCUUAACAAAAGGAAAUGAAACAUUUGAAUGGAUGGAUACUCUUUACAACAACUAUGAUUUAUUAACAAAUGAUGCAACACAGGAAUAUUCACAGACUAAAAUGAUCAGUUUUUUUGCCAAGUUGGUAGUUAAGUUGGGAAUUGAUCCAAAAACCUUUGUUACCCAGGUAUUACACGAUAGGUCAAAAGAGGAUGAUACAAGAAUUGCGUGGAAAUAUGCCUGUACACGUGGGGUUGCCGCAACACCUACUUUUAUGGUAAAUGAUAUAACGGUAGCAGCUACACCAUCUUGGACCGUACAAAACUGGACACAACUUAUUGACCCAUUCUUAAGCACAGAAACUAAACAAUGACACCUUAGAUGUUGAAUCAGCAUCGACCACAAAUCUGAUACAACUGAACAUUGUGGCAUUGGGUCUGAUUCUAUUACAAUAUUGGCUAUAAAAAUAUAAAUAAAUAAAUAAAUGAAUGAUCAAAUUAUAUUGUAGACAAUAAUAAACUGUGAGUUUUUCUAAUUUU
Messenger RNA from Lottia gigantea (owl limpet), 881 nucleotides. RefSeq lists its product as hypothetical. Bases 68 to 715 code for a protein of 215 amino acids. The transcript is spliced from 5 exons. The record is from RefSeq and is a predicted model, not a curated record. NCBI's taxonomy places the organism in Eukaryota, Metazoa, Mollusca, Gastropoda, Lottiidae.